GGGUCACCGGGGUUAAUGGUGGCGCGGGGCGCGCUGGAGUCGCUGGUGUCGCAGGUGUCCCCACGUGUCCCCACGGGUGCCGUCCGUCCCCUCCCUGCAGGACCAUGACGACGGGGCUGCCCCUGCUGCUGCUGGCACUGGCGCUGCGGGGGGGGACGGGGACAACCCCUGGGUCCCCCCCGGGUCCCCCCUGUGGGGCGGCGGCGCUGGUGGCCAUCCUGGGGCGCCUGCGGGAGCUGGAGGGACAAGUGCGGGCGCUGCAGGGACAGUGCGGGGACAGCCAGGGACCCCAGGCUGGCACCGGACGGACGCUGGCUCGGGAGCUCUGUCCCCCCCCCGGCGGGGAGGGCUGCGGCUGCCCCUCCCCCCCCGCCCCUCCCCCCCCCCGACCCCUCCCCCCCCCGCCCCCCCCCUGCCCCUUCGGCUGCAGCGACCAGGGACGGUGUCGCGGGGGUCGCUGUCGCUGCUUCCCCGGUUUCACCGGCCCCCACUGCGCCACCCCCGCCUGUCCCCCCGGCCGCGGCGGGCCCCGCUGCGCCAUCGAGAUCCCCUCAGUGACACUGCGCUUGGCCACCCGCAACCAGACGUCCUUCCGUGUGACCUGGCCCCGUCCCCCCGUGCCAGUGGAUGGCUACCAGGUGGCCCUCAUUCCCCUGGACGAGCCAGCGGCCAUGACCACCCAUGAGCUGCCUGGCUCUGCUGUCACCUUCGAGGUGACAGGGCUGGCACCUGGACACACCUUCGAGCUCUUCAUCCAGGCCCAGCGGGAGAAGCACCUCGGGGCGCCUGGCACCCUGCGCGUCCGCACCCUGCUUGCCCAGACUCUGCCCACCCACGGGGGUUCUCCAGGGUCCCCUCAGGGUUCCCUGGGGUCCCCGGCAUCACCAGUGGCCCCAGCGUCACCAUCAUUCCAAGGGUCUCCGGCAUCCCCAAGGUCCCCGGGGUCACCAGAUUCCCUGGGAUCACCAGCAUCACCACGGUCACCGGAUACAUCCUUGGGGUCACGAGGGUCUUUGGGGUCCCCAGCAUCUCCAAGGUUUCCAGCGUCCCCAGUAUCUCGGGGGUCCCCAGUGUCACCAGAGUCCCCAGCAGCACCAGCAUCCCCAGAAUCCCUGGGGUCACCAGUGUCCCCAGAGGCACCAGCAUCCCCAGUGUCCCCAAGAUCGCCUGCAUCUCCACGGUCCCCAGCAUCCCCACAGUCUCCUGUGUCACCUCCAUCUCCGUGGUCCCCGGUGUCCCCAGCAUCCCCACUGUCCCCAGUGCUCCCAGGUGGCCCAUCCCUGCAUGACCUGGGGGCCAAGCUCUCCUCCUACAAUGGCUCCUUGCUGCAGCGCCUGGAGAGCCACCUCCGGGCUACAAACUUCCCCCUCCGGGGCAACCAAACGGUGCCAGCGGUGGCCCGUGCCAUCCUCUCCUACCUUCUGCGCCGCAGCCCGGCCCCGUUGCGUCAGCAGCUCCUCCGCCAGAUCCCCCAUCCCAAGCCCCAGUUGAUGCCAGGGGCUGCCGGUGAGGCUCUGGUGGACCUGGAUGGGCUGCGGGGCCAUGCAGAGACUGUGGUGAUCCGUUACCGGCUCCUGGAAGAGCCGGAGGGGGCCGAGGGGGAACUACAGGUGCCAGGGGACACAGCGGUGGCCCGGGUGCCAGGGCUGGUGCCGGGGGCCAUGUACCGGGUAGAGGUGCACGGCGUGGUACGGGGGCACGUCUCCAAGUCCUACACAUUCCUGGUGACGGCAGGGGCAGGUGGCACCGAUGAACGCCCGGUGGACUGGGAGCACAUGUAUGAGAUGGAGUUGACCGAGCCCCAGGGUGCCGUAGCCAAAGCAGUGCCAGCCCCGCCGUUGGAGGAACCAUCACCCCGACCCCGCCUGGGUGGGCUCAUGGUCACUGAUGUCACCCCUGGCUCCGUCCAGCUGGAGUGGAAUGUCCUUGAGGGAACCUUUGACUCCUUCACGGUGCAGUACAGGGAUGCCCAAGGCCAACCUCAGGCACUUGCAGUUGAUGGCGGGUCCCGCACGGUGACCGUGCCUGGACUGUCACCAUCCCGGCGCUACAAGUUCAACCUGUACGGGGUGUGGGGUCGGAAGCGGAUUGGUCUUAUCUCCAUCGAUGCUGUCACAGCCCCGUCCCCGCCAAAGGAGGAACCACCAUCGCAGCCGAUCCUGGGUGAGCUGACGGCCUCCCGGGUGUCCCCCGAGUCCGUGGAGCUGGAGUGGAGCGUCCCCGAGGGCACCUUUGACUCCUUCACGGUGCAGUACAAGGAUGGCCAAGGGCAGCCCCAGGUGCUGCCCGUGGAGGGUGGUUCGCGCAGGGUGACCGUGCCUGGGCUGUCACCGUCCCGGCGCUACAAGUUCAACCUGUACGGGGUGUGGGGUCGGAAACGUGUGGGCCCCAUCUCCACCGACGCCGUCACAGCUGCGGCCGAGCCAGAGGAGGAACCACCAUCGCAGCCGAUCCUGGGCGAGCUGACGGCCUCCCAGGUGACCCCCGAGUCGGUGGAGCUGGAGUGGAGCGUCCCCGAGGGCACCUUUGACUCCUUCACGGUGCAGUACAAGGAUGGCCAAGGGCAGCCCCAGGUGCUGCCCGUGGAGGGUGGUUCGCGCAGGGUGACCGUGCCUGGGCUGUCACCGUCCCGGCGCUACAAGUUCAACCUGUACGGGGUGUGGGGUCGGAAACGUGUGGGCCCCAUCUCCACCGACGCCGUCACAGCCCCGUCCCCGCCAAAGGAGGAACCACCACCGCAGCCGAUCCUGGGCGAGCUGACGGCCUCCCAGGUGACCCCCGAGUCAGUGGAGCUGGAGUGGAGCGUCCGCGAGGGCACCUUUGACUCCUUCACGGUGCAGUACAGGGAUGGCCAAGGGCAGCCCCAGGUGCUGCCCGUGGAGGGUGGUUCGCGCAGGGUGACCGUGCCUGGGCUGUCACCGUCCCGGCGCUACAAGUUCAACCUGUACGGGGUGUGGGGUCGGAAACGUGUGGGCCCCAUCUCCACCGACGCCGUCACAGCUGCAGCCGAGCCAGAGGAGGAACCACCAUCGCAGCCAAUCCUGGGCGAGCUGACGGCCUCCCAGGUGACCCCCGAGUCCGUGGAGCUGGAGUGGAGCGUCCCAGAGGGCACCUUUGACUCCUUCACGGUGCAGUACAAGGAUGGCCAAGGGCAGCCCCAGGUGCUGCCCGUGGAGGGUGGUUCGCGCAGGGUGACCGUGCCUGGGCUGUCACCGUCCCGGCGCUACAAGUUCAACCUGUACGGGGUGUGGGGCCGGAAACGUGUGGGCCCCAUCUCCACCGACGCCAUCACAGCCCCGUCCCCGCCAAAGGAGGAACCACCAUCGCAGCCGACCCUGGGCGAGCUGACGGCCUCCCGGGUGACCCCCGAGUCUGUGGAGCUGGAGUGGAGCGUCCCCGAGGGCACCUUUGACUCCUUCACGGUGCAGUACAAGGAUGGCCAAGGGCAGCCCCAGGUGCUGCCCGUGGAGGGUGGUUCGCGCAGGGUGACCGUGCCUGGGCUGUCACCGUCCCGGCGCUACAAGUUCAACCUGUACGGGGUGUGGGGUCGGAAACGUGUGGGCCCCAUCUCCACCGACGCCGUCACAGCUGCGGCCGAGCCAGAGGAGGAACCACCAUCGCAGCCGAUCCUGGGCGAGCUGACGGCCUCCCAGGUGACCCCCGAGUCUGUGGAGCUGGAGUGGAGCGUCCCCGAGGGCACCUUUGACUCCUUCAUGGUGCAGUACAAGGAUGGCCAAGGGCAGCCCCAGGUGCUGCCCGUGGAGGGUGGUUCGCGCAGGGUGACCGUGCCUGGGCUGUCACCGUCCCGGCGCUACAAGUUCAACCUGUACGGGGUGUGGGGUCGGAAACGUGUGGGCCCCAUCUCCACCGACGCCGUCACAGCUGCGGCCGAGCCAGAGGAGGAACCACCAUCGCAGCCGAUCCUGGGCGAGCUGACGGCCUCCCAGGUGACCCCCGAGUCGGUGGAGCUGGAGUGGAGCGUCCCCGAGGGCACCUUUGACUCCUUCACGGUGCAGUACAAGGAUGGCCAAGGGCAGCCCCAGGUGCUGCCCGUGGAGGGUGGUUCGCGCAGGGUGACCGUGCCUGGGCUGUCACCGUCCCGGCGCUACAAGUUCAACCUGUACGGGGUGUGGGGUCGGAAACGUGUGGGUCCCAUCUCCACUGACGCCAUCACAGCUGCGGCCGAGCCAGAGGAGGAACCACCAUCGCAGCCCAUCCUGGGCGAGCUGACGGCCUCCCGGGUGACCCCCGAGUCCGUGGAGCUGGAGUGGAGCGUCCCCGAGGGCACCUUUGACUCCUUCACGGUGCAGUACAAGGAUGGCCAAGGGCAGCCCCAGGUGCUGCCCGUGGAGGGUGGUUCGCGCAGGGUGACCGUGCCUGGGCUGUCACCGUCCCGGCGCUACAAGUUCAACCUGUACGGGGUGUGGGGUCGGAAACGUGUGGGCCCCAUCUCCACCGACGCCGUCACAGCCCCGUCCCCGCCAAAGGAGGAACCACCACCGCAGCCGAUCCUGGGCGAGCUGACGGCCUCCCAGGUGACCCCCGAGUCCGUGGAGCUGGAGUGGAGCGUCCCCGAGGGCACCUUUGACUCCUUCACGGUGCAGUACAAGGAUGGCCAAGGGCAGCCCCAGGUGCUGCCCGUGGAGGGUGGUUCUCGCAGGGUGACCGUGCCUGGGCUGUCACCGUCCCGGCGCUACAAGUUCAACCUGUACGGGGUGUGGGGUCAGAAACGUGUGGGCCCCAUCUCCACCGACGCCGUCACAGCUGCGGCCGAGCCAGAGGAGGAACCACCAUCGCAGCCGAUCCUGGGCGAGCUGACGGCCUCCCAGGUGACCCCCGAGUCCGUGGAGCUGGAGUGGAGCGUCCCCGAGGGCUCCUUUGACUCCUUCACGGUGCAGUACAGGGAUGCCCAAGGGCAGCCCCAGGUGCUGCCCGUGGAGGGUGGUUCGCGCAGGGUGACCGUGCCUGGGCUGUCACCGUCCCGGCGCUACAAGUUCAACCUGUACGGGGUGUGGGGUCGGAAACGUGUGGGCCCCAUCUCCACCGACGCCGUCACAGCUGCGGCCGAGCCAGAGGAGGAACCACCAUCGCAGCCGAUCCUGGGCGAGCUGACGGCCUCCCAGGUGACCCCCGAGUCCGUGGAGCUGGAGUGGAGCGUCCCCGAGGGCUCCUUUGACUCCUUCACGGUGCAGUACAGGGAUGGCCAAGGGCAGCCCCAGGUGCUGCCCGUGGAGGGUGGUUCGCGCAGGGUGACCGUGCCUGGGCUGUCACCGUCCCGGCGCUACAAGUUCAACCUGUACGGGGUGUGGGGUCGGAAACGUGUGGGCCCCAUCUCCACCGAGGCCGUCACAGCUGCGGCCGAGCCAGAGGAGGAACCACCAUCGCAGCCCAUCCUGGGCGAGCUGACGGCCUCCCAGGUGACCCCCGAGUCCGUGGAGCUGGAGUGGAGCGUCCGCGAGGGCACCUUUGACUCCUUCACGGUGCAGUACAGGGAUGGCCAAGGGCAGCCCCAGGUGCUGCCCGUGGAGGGUGGUUCGCGCAGGGUGACCGUGCCUGGGCUGUCACCGUCCCGGCGCUACAAGUUCAACCUGUACGGGGUGUGGGGUCGGAAACGUGUGGGCCCCAUCUCCACCGACGCCGUCACAGCUGCGGCCGAGCCAGAGGAGGAACCACCAUCGCAGCCGAUCCUGGGCGAGCUGACGGCCUCCCAGGUGUCCCCCGAGUCCGUGGAGCUGGAGUGGAGCAUCCGCGAGGGCACCUUUGACUCCUUCACGGUGCAGUACAAGGAUGGCCAAGGGCAGCCCCAGGUGCUGCCCGUGGAGGGUGGUUCGCGCAGGGUGACCGUGCCUGGGCUGUCACCGUCCCGGCGCUACAAGUUCAACCUGUACGGGGUGUGGGGUCGGAAACGUGUGGGCCCCAUCUCCACCGACGCCGUCACAGCUGCGGCCGAGCCAGAGGAGGAACCACCAUCGCAGCCGAUCCUGGGCGAGCUGACGGCCUCCCAGGUGACCCCCGUGUCCGUGGAGCUGGAGUGGAGCGUCCCCGAGGGCACCUUUGACUCCUUCACGGUGCAGUACAAGGAUGGCCAAGGGCAGCCCCAGGUGCUGCCCGUGGAGGGUGGUUCGCGCAGGGUGACCGUGCCUGGGCUGUCACCGUCCCGGCGCUACAAGUUCAACCUGUACGGGGUGUGGGGCCGAAAACGUGUGGGCCCCAUCUCCACCGACGCCGUCACAGCCCCGUCCCCGCCAAAGGAGGAACCACCAUCGCAGCCGAUCCUGGGCGAGCUGACGGCCUCCCAGGUGACCCCCGAGUCCGUGGAGCUGGAGUGGAGCGUCCGCGAGGGCACCUUUGACUCCUUCACGGUGCAGUACAAGGAUGGCCAAGGGCAGCCCCAGGUGCUGCCCGUGGAGGGUGGUUCGCGCAGGGUGACCGUGCCUGGGCUGUCACCGUCCCGGCGCUACAAGUUCAACCUGUACGGGGUGUGGGGUCGGAAACGUGUGGGCCCCAUCUCCACCGACGCCGUCACAGCUGCGGCCGAGCCAGAGGAGGAACCACCAUCGCAGCCGAUCCUGGGCGAGCUGACGGCCUCCCAGGUGACCCCCGAGUCGGUGGAGCUGGAGUGGAGCGUCCCAGAGGGCACCUUUGACUCCUUCACGGUGCAGUACAAGGAUGGCCAAGGGCAGCCCCAGUUGCUGCCCGUGGAGGGUGGUUUGCGCAGGGUGACCGUGCCUGGGCUGUCACCGUCCCGGCGCUACAAGUUCAACCUGUACGGGGUGUGGGGUCGGAAACGUGUGGGCCCCAUCUCCACCGACGCCGUCACAGCUGCAGCCGAGCCAGAGGAGGAACCACCAUCGCAGCCGAUCCUGGGCGAGCUGACGGCCUCCCAGGUGACCCCCGAGUCGGUGGAGCUGGAGUGGAGCGUCCCAGAGGGCACCUUUGACUCCUUCACGGUGCAGUACAAGGAUGGCCAAGGGCAGCCCCAGGUGCUGCCCGUGGAGGGUGGUUCGCGCAGGGUGACCGUGCCUGGGCUGUCACCGUCCCGGCGCUACAAGUUCAACCUGUACGGGGUGUGGGGUCGGAAACGUGUGGGCCCCAUCUCCACCGACGCCGUCACAGCUGCGGCCGAGCCAGAGGAGGAACCACCAUCGCAGCCGAUCCUGGGCGAGCUGACGGCCUCCCAGGUGACCCCCGAGUCCGUGGAGCUGGAGUGGAGCGUCCGCGAGGGCACCUUUGACUCCUUCACGGUGCAGUACAAGGAUGGCCAAGGGCAGCCCCAGGUGCUGCCCGUGGAGGGUGGUUCUCGUAGGGUGACCGUGCCUGGGCUGUCACCGUCCCGGCGCUACAAGUUCAACCUGUACGGGGUGUGGGGUCGGAAACGUGUGGGCCCCAUCUCCACCGACGCCGUCACAGCUGCGGCCGAGCCAGAGGAGGAACCACCAUCGCAGCCGAUCCUGGGCGAGCUGACGGCCUCCCAGGUGACCCCCGAGUCCGUGGAGCUGGAGUGGAGCGUCCGCGAGGGCACCUUUGACUCCUUCACGGUGCAGUACAAGGAUGGCCAAGGGCAGCCCCAGGUGCUGCCCGUGGAGGGUGGUUCUCGCAGGGUGACCGUGCCUGGGCUGUCACCGUCCCGGCGCUACAAGUUCAACCUGUACGGGGUGUGGGGUCGGAAACGUGUGGGCCCCAUCUCCACCGACGCUGUCACAGCUGCAGCCGAGCCAGAGGAGGAACCACCAUCGCAGCCGAUCCUGGGCGAGCUGACGGCCUCCCAGGUGACCCCCGAGUCGGUGGAGCUGGAGUGGAGCGUCCCCGAGGGCACCUUUGACUCCUUCACGGUGCAGUACAAGGAUGGCCAAGGGCAGCCCCAGGUGCUGCCCGUGGAGGGUGGUUCGCGCAGGGUGACCGUGCCUGGGCUGUCACCGUCCCGGCGCUACAAGUUCAACCUGUACGGGGUGUGGGGUCGGAAACGUGUGGGCCCCAUCUCCACUGACGCCGUCACAGCCCCGGUGCCACCGGAAGAGAAGCCACCAACCCAGCCCCGCCUGGGCAACCUCACAGCCUCCCACAUCACCUCUGAUUCCAUCCAGCUGGAGUGGAGCGUCCCCGAGGGCACCUUUGACUCCUUCUCGGUGCAGUACAGGGAUGCCCAAGGGCAGCCCGAGUCGCUGCUCGUGGAUGGAGAGUCCCACACGGUGACCGUGCCUGGGCUGUCACCGUCCCACCGCUACAAUUUCUACCUGUACGGGGUGUUGGGGCAGAAACGGCUGGGUCCCAUCUUGCUUGACACCAUUACAGCCCCAGCUCCACAAAAGGAGAAGCCGCUGUCCCAGCCCCGCCUGGGCGAGCUGACGGCCCCUCAUGUCACCCCCGAGUCCGUGGAGCUGGAGUGGAGCGUCCCCGAGGGCACCUUUGACUCCUUCACGGUGCAGUACAGGGAUGCCCAAGGGCAGCCCCAGGUGCUGCCCGUGGAGGGUGGUUCGCGCAGGGUGACCGUGCCUGGGCUGUCACCGUCCCGGCGCUACAAGUUCAACCUGUACGGGGUGUGGGGCCGGAAACGUGUGGGCCCCAUCUCCACCGACGCCGUCACAGGAGCCCCGGGGACCCUCUGGGUGGGGACCGUGUGGCCCCGCAGCGCCCGGCUGCACUGGGCACCCCCCCGUGCCCCCCCUGACGGCUACGACCUCGUCUAUGGCCCCCCCGGAGGACCCCGGCAGACAGUGCGGCUGCCCCCCGAGGCCAGGUCCCAUCAGCUGUGGGGCCUGGAGCCAUCGGGGCGCUACGGGGUGCAGCUGUGGGGCCGGGGGGGGGAUACCCCCCCCACCCCCCUGGAGGCCACCAUUGACACCCCCCCCCUGCCCCACCCCCACCCCCGGGACUGCGCCGAGGAGCAGCUGAACGGGCCGGGGCCUUCGCGGGAGACCGUCGUCUUCCUCGGGGGGGACCCCGGGAGACCCCUGAGCGUCUUCUGCGACAUGGAGACCGACGGCGGGGGCUGGCUGGUGUUCCAGCGCCGGCAGGACGGGGGCACCGAUUUCUGGCGGGGGUGGGGGGAGUACGCCCGCGGCUUCGGCAACGUCACCGGGGAGUUCUGGCUGGGGAACGAGGCGCUGCACGCCCUGACGGCCGGGACCCCCACGGAGCUGCGGGUGGAUCUCCGCACCCCCUGGGACGCCGCCUUCGCCCGCUACCGCGACUUCGCCGUCGCCGGCCCCGAGGACCACUACCGCCUCCACCUCGGCACCUACAGCGGCACCGCCGGGGACGCGCUCUCCUACCACGCCGGCAGCCCCUUCUCCACGCGGGACCGCGACCCCCGCGGCCGCCCCCGACCCUGCGCCGUGGCCUACGCCGGGGCCUGGUGGUACCACAACUGCCACUACGCCAACCUCAACGGGCGCUACGGCACCCCCCGCCACCACCAGGGCAUCAACUGGUUUCCCUGGAAAGGCUUCGAGUUCUCCAUCCCCUUCACCGAGAUGAAGCUGCGGCCGCAGCGCGACUGAGGGGGUC
Molecule: messenger RNA, 9507 nt
Organism: Chroicocephalus ridibundus (black-headed gull)
Lineage: Eukaryota; Metazoa; Chordata; Aves; Charadriiformes; Laridae
Gene: TNXB
Product: tenascin XB
Exons: 37
Coding region: 105-9500 (3131 amino acids)
Biological process (GO): regulation of cell adhesion; neuron projection development
Molecular function (GO): protein binding
Source: RefSeq, a predicted model, not a curated record